This is a messenger RNA of Sclerotinia sclerotiorum 1980 UF-70, 750 nucleotides long. RefSeq lists its product as hypothetical. The transcript has 2 exons. Bases 1 to 750 code for a protein of 249 amino acids. Gene Ontology annotation, molecular function: SNARE binding; SNAP receptor activity. Gene Ontology annotation, cellular component: Golgi apparatus; late endosome membrane; endoplasmic reticulum membrane. NCBI's taxonomy places the organism in Eukaryota, Fungi, Ascomycota, Leotiomycetes, Helotiales, Sclerotiniaceae. The record is from RefSeq and is a predicted model, not a curated record. Gene Ontology annotation, biological process: endoplasmic reticulum to Golgi vesicle-mediated transport; vesicle fusion.
AUGAACACUCUUUUCAAUACCGCACUCAAACAAUCGACAUCCCUUCGGCGAGAUCUCUCCUCUCUUUCUCCACCUGAAUCGCAACCUCUCACCCCAUCUCUCCUUGGUCAAAUAUCCUCGUCUCUUACCUCCUUCUCCCGAACCCUUGAUUCUUACGCUGCCCUUCAAUCUGCCGAAUUAAAUCCUUCCAAGAAAGAGAAAGCCUAUGAACGACUGACAACAUUCCGUUCCGAACUGCAAGAUUAUCGUUCUCAGUUUGCAAUUCUAAAGGCGCAAAAUGAACACAAUCAAACUCAGAUAGACAGGGGCGAACUACUUGGGAGAAGACCACAUCAUACCUCGACACCCGAAAAUCCUUAUGCAAAUACAACAAGUGCGAUCGCGGCUCGGGAUAGUCCAUGGAGAAGAGAAGGCGGGCCGGUUGGAAGUGGUAGUCAGCUUUCUAUGAGUAGUGGGGAUUAUACGAGGGAAACACAUGCUCUGAGAGAACAAUCUUUCUUUCAGAAUACCCAUAGUGCGUUGGACGAAUACCUAGCUCGUGGGCAAGCAGUUUUAGGUGAUUUAGGACAACAGCGGGAAAUGUUGAAAGGGACGCAAAAGAGACUGUAUAGCGUGGCCAAUACCUUGGGUGUGUCGGGCGACACCAUCCGAAUGAUUGAGAGGCGUGCGAAGCAGGAUAAGUGGAUAUUUGGAAUCGGAGUAGUGAUAUUUUUUGCUUUCUGUUGGGCUGUCUUACAUUUCCUGAGAUGA